This is a messenger RNA of Panicum virgatum (switchgrass), 3775 nucleotides long. Its product is annotated as ubiquitin carboxyl-terminal hydrolase 5-like. Gene Ontology annotation, molecular function: cysteine-type deubiquitinase activity. Lineage: Eukaryota; Viridiplantae; Streptophyta; Magnoliopsida; Poales; Poaceae. The transcript is spliced from 12 exons. Bases 271 to 3099 code for a protein of 942 amino acids. The record is from RefSeq and is a predicted model, not a curated record. Gene Ontology annotation, biological process: protein deubiquitination.
UGAACAGAAACUAGACAGCCUCCUUUGCUCCCUCGGUCCCUCCCAGUCUCCCAGUCCCGGCCCGGAAGAACAGGAGCCUUCGCAGAUCCGCCCCUCCCGCACCGCUCACCUCAUCGCCGUCGCCACCACUUCCACUGCCUCAUCCAUUCUCUCCACCACCCCCUGCUCCAGCCGCUUCCGCAGAGAAGGCGUGAGGUCCUGUGGGAAGGGGAGAAGACGGGAGGGCCCAAACCCUAGCCCGCGGGCUCCACCUCGCCGGCGGCGGCGGGGAUGGAUAUGGUUGUGUCGGCGCCGGCGCUACCCGCAGAGAUGGAGAUGGGGCUCAUACGGGACAUCACCGUCGCAGCCGAGGCCCAAGCCAAGGAGGGCGACACCUUCUUCCUCAUCACCACCAGGUGGUGGCAAAGUUGGAUUGAUUAUGUCAUUCAAGAUUUGACUAGUGUAACAAGUAAUGGUUCACAUCAUCACGAGUUUGGUUCAAAAACUCCUAGAAGGCCAGGAGCUAUUGACAAUACUGAUCUAAUUGAUGAUGCGGCACUUGAAGUCUCCAAUAUGGAGAUUGAGAUACAUGAUACCUUAGUUGAGGGUCGUGAUUACAUACUGCUUCCUCAGCAAGUAUGGGAAAAGUUGCAUGGUUGGUAUGGUGGAGGGCCAACGUUAGCAAGAAAAGCAAUCAAUACUGGCUUUUCUCAAACUGAUUUGGCCAUAGAAGUUUAUCCUCUACGUCUGCAGUUACUUCUAAUGUCAAGAGGAGAGCAAACCUUUAUAAGGAUAAGCAAGAAGGAUACAGUUCGUCAACUCCAUAAAAGGGCUUGUGAGGCUUUUGAUUUGACACCAGAUGAGGUAGCUGUUUCUUUUGAUGUUUAUGUUUCUUUUGGCUGCAAGGAAUUUUUUCAUAGUUACUGUGGUGAUCAUUGUCAGGUAUGCAUUUGGGACUAUUAUGGACGAACAAAGCAUACAUUGAUGGACAACUUGGAGAAAACUCUUGAUGAUGCCAACAUUCAGAUGGAUCAAGAUAUUCUAGUUGAGGUUACUACUGAUGCCAAUGGUGGUGCAGAUGGUGGAUGCAUGAGUUUGGUUAAAGGAAAUGGUUUCUUUGAGCGAGAGUCAACUUCUUUGAUGGCUGAUGCUCCAAGAUCAGGGUUGCCAAAUGAGAACUUUGCAGCCAACAACUAUGCUUCUAGAAGCUAUAACACUAGUUUGACGCCAAACAUCUACCAGCGAUCUCCCAACGGUGACCUCGAUAAUGUGCAUGGUUCUAGUGGCAUGAUCACAAGGGGAUCACCUUUAGGUCUUACAGGGUUACUUAAUCUGGGAAAUACAUGCUAUAUGAACAGUGCCAUACAGUGUCUUGUGCACACACCACAGUUUACUAGAUACUUUUGUGAAGAUUACCACCGGGAAAUAAACCGGCAAAAUCCACUGGGUAACGUGGGUGAACUUGCAUUAGCUUUUGGCGAGCUACUGAGAAAACUCUGGGCUCCUGGAGGACGUGGCCCAGUUUCUCCUAGACCAUUCAAAAUGAAGCUUUCUCGGUUUGCAUCUCAGUUCAGUGGAUACAACCAACAUGAUUCACAGGAGCUUUUGGCAUUCCUCUUGGAUGGACUCCAUGAGGACUUGAAUCGUGUGAAACAUAGACCUUACAUAAAUUCCGGAGAUGCUGAUGGACGAUCAGAUGAAGAAGUUGCGGAUGAAUAUUGGGCAAAUCAUAUUGCUAGAAACAAUUCAAUCAUUGUUGAUGUUUGCCAGGGCCAAUACAAGUCAACUUUGGUCUGCCCAGUCUGUGGAAAGGUUUCAGUGACGUUUGACCCAUUCAUGUAUCUUUCCUUGCCCUUACAAUUUGCCUCAACCCGGAGCAUGACUGCCGUGGUUUUUACUUGUGACGGAAGUGUUCCACCAACACAAUUCACUGUAAAUGUACCGAAGCAAGGUAGGUGCAGGGAUCUAUUACAAGCCCUCGGCAAUGCAUGCUCACUUAAAAAUGUGGAGAAACUUCUAAUUGCCGAGAUACGGAAUCAUAAGAUCUACCGUUUUCUUGAUGAUCCAGUGCUUCAACUGUCUACAAUAAGCGAUGAUGACCAUCUGGCAGUAUAUAGGCUCCCAAAACUGGAAAAGAGGGCCAAUUAUAUUCAGUUUGUGCAUCGUCAUGAAGACUUGGACCAUGCAAACAAUAACAGCUUGACAUCUUGGAAAUCCUAUGGUGUUCCUCUUCUUGCACAAAUACCUCGCAAUGAAACUGUAACUGGUUUUGAUAUCCAUGAGUUGGUUCAUAAAAUGCUUGUGCCCGUGCUAAGAAAUCAGGACUCACCACAGUUGGCUGCCCAAAAUUCUCUCUCCACAAGAAUGCAUAGUUAUAAUACUGACAGCAGCAAAUUUCAGCUACAAUUGAUUGAUGAUAGCAACACAGUCAUUGAAAAAUCAAAUGAUUCUAUCAGGGUCCCACAAUCUUCACUUGCAACAGUAUUUUUUAUCAAUUGGUCCAAGGAAGAUAUGAAAAAGAUUAACACUGGUCAUUUAGAAUACCUUCCAGAGGUGUUUAUGUAUGCUCCUCCUGCCAAGAGAACCCGUGGUGAAGCUCUCUCACUCUAUGCAUGCUUGGAUGCUUUCUUGAGAGAAGAACCUCUUGUACCUGAAGACAUGUGGUAUUGUCCAAGGUGCAAGGAGCAAAGGCAAGCUAGUAAAAAACUGGAUUUAUGGAGACUUCCAGAAGUGCUAGUCAUACAUCUCAAGAGAUUUUCAUUUAGUAGGUCAACAAAACAAAAGUUGGAAACUUUUGUCAAUUUUCCCAUACAUGACUUGGAUUUGACAAAUUAUAUUGCCAACAAAAAGAGUUCAGAGCGCCAGAUGUAUGAAUUGUAUGCUGUGAGCAAUCAUUAUGGCAGCAUGGCGAGCGGACAUUAUACUGCGCACAUAAAGCUUGUGGAUGAGAAUCGGUGGUACAACUUUGAUGAUAGCCAUGUUGGUGCCAUUGAUGAAGAUGAGGUGAAGACUGCUGCAGCUUAUGUGCUGUUCUACAGGAGAGUUAGAGAACAAGAUGGGGCAACUAGUAAUGGAUCUCAGUUAUAUGCAAAGAGAAGCCACAGACCUAGCCAUAGAUAGACUCAUCCAUUGUGCUGAUUCGAUGUGAGGAGAUUUUGGGAAUGGCACCUCCACCUCUUUUGUCGGAACUGCGAGGGCAUGCCUCUACUGUGGCAGGGAAAAGGCCCGUCAGAUGCAUUCAAUGUGAUAGCAUUAUCCAGGGUUAAGUCAUGAAAGAUUAAAGCUUAUUUCUACUGCUGUGCUGCUGCAGGAUGGGCAAUGCGCAAGGCACAUUGGGAGUGGAUAUACUGGGUAGCUUCAACUGGAAGGUAGAGCUUGGCGGCAUUUUGGUUAUCUGUUUUGGUCUAGAAGAGAAACAAGAUGAAGCAAGAAAAAAAAAUUAGGAACACCUUUUGUUUAAGUCUAUUUCCAUGAUUCCGUACCAUUUUUAGAUUUAGUUAGCUUGUACACAUAGACUGUUGUUAGAGAUGGGUGUGCCGGUGUUUUGUUGUUGCUUGUGGUGGCCAACUACAUCAGCACCCAAUUAUACCAAGCUGUGAAUGCGCUUUUGACACUCAGUUCCCAGAUUGAUGUACGGAGUUCUGUUGUUACAGCAAGAGUUGUAACUUUUGAUGUACUUUUAUUGUACUGGCAGCAGUUCCCAGAUUGUAAAAUGUAUUGAAUUGCUAACAUCGAUGGUAGGAAUUCCCCUAUGUGUUUGGUGGAGAUAGAAAUGUUUGUUGGAAAAAGUUUAAAA